This is a messenger RNA of Phytophthora sojae, 3438 nucleotides long. RefSeq lists its product as hypothetical. The transcript is spliced from 5 exons. NCBI's taxonomy places the organism in Eukaryota, Oomycota, Peronosporomycetes, Peronosporales, Peronosporaceae. Gene Ontology annotation, molecular function: protein binding. Bases 1 to 3438 code for a protein of 1145 amino acids. The record is from RefSeq and is a predicted model, not a curated record.
AUGAGGGACGACGUGUCGAGGCACGGCAUGCCCCGCCUGGCGUCGCGCUCGCGCCGAACGAGCGUGGAGGAUGAACCGGCCGCCACGCCCACCGCAGUGCGGGCCGCCGCGCGCGCGGCGCUGAAGGAGGAGGAGACUCGCCCAGCCGCGGUUGAAGCGCCGCCCCGCCAGCCUCCCAAGCUCAAGCCGAGGCCGCCGCCCUCUUCCGCGUCGCGAGGCUCCAGUCCCGCCGAGUCCAAGACGUUCCUCACAGCGCUGGUGCCCGCACGCCGGCGGUCCAGACGUCAGAGCGAGAUGCUGCGGCCGCCGUCCCCGCUGGAGUCAAUGGAGCCGUCGAGCGACUACACGGAAGGCGGCGCGUCGUCGGAGCCGCCCGUGCCGGCCAACUACAUGGGGGCGGAGGCCAUGCAGCAGUUCUGGGGCAUCUUCCACCGACAAGAAACUGUUCACAACAACAAGGUCGUGCCCCCGACAACGGCAGCCGACUCUUCUCGGCUGAGCAACGAGGUUGGCGGCCGACCCAGAUCUGCGCGCAGGACGUACCUGGCGGCGGUGCGCAGCCUUCACCUAUGCCCAGAGCCACUGGGCAUCGUUCGGCGUCGCGUCGUGGACAAGGCGGCGUCCUACGCCAGCGGAAGCACCGCGCAAGAGGUGAAUCUGAGCAGUUAUCGGAUGGGCAACGACUACGCCGGGGCCUUUGGCGAGGGGUUUUCGCUGCUGCCAGGCGUUGAGAGUCUCAACCUCUCGCACAACCGGAUUGGGGACGUCGUUGCUGCUAGACUGAUCACCGCAGCGGCAGCCGCGGCCAGUGGACAGGGCACAUCGGGACUUCAACAGCUGAAUCUGUCGCACAAUGCGUUAGCUGCGGCGUCCUCACGCGCGCUGUCGGAGUUGAUGCGGCGCUCCCGGACGCUGACGUCGCUCAAUCUGUCGCACACAGGCCUGCGCGACCGCGAGGUGCAGCAGCUCUGUGACUCGCUCACUUCCAACCAGACUGUGGUGCGUCUGCACCUGUCCGAGAACCGCUUCAGUACCCCGGGUAUGCUCGCCAUUGCGCGAUUUCUGGAGGAAAACGCUCGCAUUGAGGAGCUGUACCUGGCUUGGAACCAACUGCGCGGUGUCGGGGCUCUGAAAAUCGUUGAAGCGCUCAAGUUCCAUGCAUCGCUGCGCGUGUGCGACUUGUCGUGGAAUGCACUCGGCUCGUCGGGGCCUAGUUCGGCUUCCGGGAACGGCGGAGCAACUGGAACAUCCGGGACGGUCUUGAAGCCUCGAGCCGUGGUGACAGCUCUAUCCGAUUCACUGGCAAACAACAAGGUGUUAGCUCAUUUGGACUUGUCUAGCAACCGCCUAGACUUCGAAGACUGCACUCUAUUGGCGAAGCAGCUUGAAAGCAACCAGACGCUUAUCGGGCUGCACAUGAGCGGGAACUGCGCGGUUAUGGACUCGCGCGGGUUCCUCACCCCCAAAAUCCAGUCUCACGAUGAAGACGGUGGUGGGUCAAGGAGACUGCGCGACCAGCACAAGCUCUAUUCCAUUGCAGUCUUCGAAGAAGUGCACAGUGACGCGGGAUCAGGCGUAUUCCCGCCGCACCUCGUGCCCGUUGUGGACGCAUCCUGCUGGUAUUGCGGACUCUGGUCGGAGCAUCGCUUCACAUGGACCCCCGCAGCGGCUCAGGGCCCUUUCGCCGGUACCACCGACAGGUUUGAGAUCACUCCGUCCAUGGAGGUUCGGUUGCACCUGUCUGUUGAUGACUGGAGAGGUGUGUCCAUGGAGCGACGGGAAAACGAAGGCGAGGGGAUAUCGUUCAGCUCUCUGAGGGUAAUCCCGCCUGGGGCCACCAACUAUUUCUUUACAGUCGUUGACACCAACGCCGACCCGGCGAGUACGUCGAACGUAAGCUUCCACCACGUAAGCUCGCGACCCAGCCGCCCCGUGCAUCGCCAGCGCCGCCUCGUAUCAGGCAGGUCCGCCAGCAGCGACGUGUUCGGUAACCUCGAGCGCUUGAAUGUGAUUCGCCAAACGCAACGUGGAGGACGAGACCCGUGCAACACGCUGGUGCCGCGCAGCUCGGGCAAGAGCAGCGAAAGGCGAGGCAAAUGGGAUAUCAACAAGAGCGUGUUUGCACGACGCAAGCGCGAGUCCGAGUGCCGCAACUUUGUCGACACGGACGGGUUCAUCGCGAAAGCGUGUGCCGCGGAUUGGCGGCAGUGCAAGAUCGACCGGUUCGUGAAGGAUCCGAUCCGGCGGCGCGAGGUGGAACUCAGUGUUACGCGCUGGUAUCGCACAGUAUGCAAUGCCUACCGACGCUAUUGCGGCCACAAUGUCCUGAUGAACCUGGCGCCGUUGGGAUCGCUCACGCCAGCAGCUGCGGUGCAGCUCCAGAAUGACAUAACGUGCGUGCCGUGGUCAGGUUACACCGAGUUUAUUUCAGAAGCCCGUAUCCUGGACGAGCAGUCUGAGUACUGCUCGCUGCCAGACCUGGAGAACGUGUUCGUGGCGGCUAAUCUCGAGCUCACGCAGGAGGCGAAGGAGAAAGAUAACCCAGACCGCAGCCUCACGCGGUUCGAGUUUCUCGAGUGCGUUAUCCGCAUCGCUAUGAACAAGUACUUCCGAACCAACGUGUGCGAUACGCCCGCCAAAGCUGUUGACAAGCUGAUGCAGGAAAAUAUCCUGCCCGUGACUCCAGAAGACGCAAACGAGUUCCGGUCUCGCUUCCUGUACACGGAAGAGGUCAGCGACGUCUUCACGGAGCACAUAACCCUGCUACAAGAGCUAUAUGACGCUCACAUGGGCAAGUAUUGCAAGCCUGGCGAGAAGAAGGGGAUGCACCUCGUCGAGUUUCUCGCCCUCUUAGAAAAAUAUCAAAUCUUUUCCGAUUCGUUCCGUGUGCGCGACGUCAAGGACCCGUUCCUAGCGUGCAAGCUGGUGGUGCUGGACGAGAUGACCACCAUGGGCCACAAGAAGCUCUAUCUCACCGAUUUCAUGGAGAUCAUGCUACGGGUAAGUGUCUUGCGAUACCCACCUCGAUCGCUCACGGUGGAGGAGGUUGUGCGCAGUCUGCAGAAGCUGCUGGUCAACCACUUCUACAAACACGACGCGCUGAUGGGCCAGUUCUGCGAAGCCAUUGACCAGGCGCUCGUGAAGGACCGUCUCGAGGCGUUUGCCAACGCAAUCAACUCGCAGCGAAGUCACUCUCAGGUGGCCGCAGCGCCGCCGCCUCGGAAUUGUAGUGGCGGAGGACGUUCUGCAGGCCCUGUGCAGCGUGCAACUAUUGCAGAAGAGCGUGCCACAGACACGGAGGAGGACAGUGAACCGGAAGACGGUGGCGAUAAAUUUGAAAGUGGCGGCAUUGGAGAAGCAUCACAAGCUGGUGAGACGGUUGCUGAAGCGAAUGGUGAUAGCCCCGCAAGCGAUGGAAGUGCAGAUUUGGACAGCUAA